AUGCCGUCGGCCAUGUCAAAUACUUUGGCAGGUCGCGCUCCGGCCGUUCUCCGACAUGGUCGACGAGUCCCUACAGCUCUGGCCGGCCGCAACUUCACCCUCGCCGCCGCCAACCUCACUGCCAGAGCUCAAAUUCAGAACAGCAGCGCGAAGCUGCUUCAGAAGCGCCUCUUCACCUCGAGUGCGCUUCGUCCCAGCAGCGCUCAGUCUGCGCCGAACCCCAAGGCUUAUCUCGAGAGCGGCGUGAUCAAGCCUCAUGUUGGCGUUGAUGUUAAGAAGGUGCUGGUUAUUGGCAGUGGUGGUCUUGCCAUUGGCCAGGCCGGCGAGUUCGACUACUCAGGAGCGCAAGCCUUGAAGGCUCUUAAGGAGGCUGGCGUGAAGUCAGUUCUCAUUAACCCCAACAUCGCUACCAUUCAGACCAACCACUCUCUCGCCGACGAGGUCUACUACCUCCCCGUUACGCCGGAAUACGUGUCGUACGUUAUCGAGAAGGAGAAGCCCGAUGGAAUCUUCCUCUCCUUCGGUGGUCAGACCGCCCUGAACCUUGGUGUGCAGAUGCAGCGCCAGGGUCUCUUCGAGAAGUACGGCGUCAGGGUUCUUGGUACUAGCAUUAGGACUCUUGAGGUCUCUGAGGACCGUGACUUGUUCGCCCGCGCCCUGGACGAGAUCAACAUCCCCAUCGCCAAGUCGAUCGCCGUGGGAACUGUCGAGGAGGCUCUUGAGGCCGCCGACAAGGUCGGAUACCCUAUUAUCGUCCGCGCCGCCUACGCUCUUGGUGGUCUUGGCUCUGGCUUCGCAAACAACGAGGAGGAGCUCCGCAACAUGGCCGCCAGGUCUCUCACUCUGUCUCCCCAGAUUCUGGUUGAGAAGUCUCUCAAGGGCUGGAAGGAGCUCGAGUACGAGGUCGUCCGUGACGCGAACAACAACUGCAUUACUGUUUGCAACAUGGAGAACUUCGAUCCCUUGGGUAUCCACACCGGAGACAGUAUUGUUGUUGCGCCCAGUCAGACCCUGAGCGAUGAAGAGUACCACAUGCUCCGAUCCGCCGCUAUCAAGAUUGUCCGCCAUCUUGGUGUCGUGGGAGAGUGCAACGUUCAGUAUGCUCUCCAGCCCGACGGCCUCGACUACCGUGUUAUUGAGGUCAACGCUCGUCUUUCUCGUUCUUCUGCUCUUGCCUCCAAGGCUACUGGAUACCCUCUUGCUUACACCGCUGCCAAGAUCGGUCUUGGACAUACGCUCCCUGAGCUCCCCAACGCUGUCACCAAGACCACGACUGCCAACUUCGAGCCCUCGCUCGACUACAUCGUCACCAAGAUUCCCCGCUGGGAUUUGUCCAAGUUCCAGCACGUUAAGCGUGACAUUGGCAGUGCCAUGAAGUCUGUCGGUGAGGUUAUGGCCAUUGGACGUACCUUUGAGGAGUCUUUCCAGAAGGCUAUUCGCCAGGUCGACCCCAAGUUCGUUGGCUUCCAGGGCGACAAGUUCGAGGACCUCGACUACGAGCUUCAGAACCCCACUGACCGCCGCUGGCUCGCUGUCGGCCAGGCCAUGCUUCACGAGAACUAUUCCGUCGAGAAGGUCCACGAAUUGACCAAGAUCGACAAGUGGUUCUUGUACAAGUUGCAGAACCUGGUCGACUGCACCCGCGAGCUUGAGCAGGCCGGUGGCCUCCAGGCUCUGAAGAAGGACCAGGUCCUGAAGGCCAAGAAGCUUGGUUUCUCUGACCGCCAGAUCGCCAAUGCUGUUGGCAGCACCGAGGACGAGGUUCGCGCAGCGCGUCUUGCCUUCGGCAUCCGCCCAUGGGUCAAGAAGAUCGAUACCCUCGCGGCCGAGUUCCCCGCUGACACUAACUACCUGUACACCACUUACAACGCCUCCUCCCACGACGUCACCUUCGAGGACAACGGCAUUAUGAUCUUGGGCAGCGGUGUCUACCGCAUUGGUAGCUCCGUCGAGUUCGAUUGGUGCGCCACCGGUACUACCCAGGCCCUCCGCAAGAUGGGCAAGAAGACCGUUGUUAUCAACCUAACACCCACGUUGACUAACCCUGAAACGAUGUCGACUGAUUACGACAUGGCCGACAAGCUCUACUUUGACGAGUUGAGCUACGAGCGUGUCAUGGAUAUCUACGAGCUCGAGAGCGCCUCUGGUGUUGUGGUCUCAGUUGGUGGACAGCUGCCCCAAAUGAUUGCUCUUCGCCUGCAGGAGACCGGUGGAGCCAAGGUUCUGGGUACCGACCCCAAGGACAUUGACAAGGCCGAGGACAGACAGAAGUUCUCCGAGAUUCUCGACAGCAUCGGCGUCGACCAGCCCGCCUGGAAGGAGCUUACCUCUGUCGAGGAGGCUGAGGCCUUUGCCGACAAGGUCGGCUACCCCGUUCUCGUCCGCCCCAGUUACGUCCUGUCUGGUGCCGCCAUGACUGUCAUCCGCAGCCAGGAGGACCUGAAGGAGAAGCUUGAGCUCGCCUCCAACGUCUCCCCUGACCACCCCGUCGUCAUCACCAAGUUCAUCGAGGGUGCUCAGGAGAUCGAUGUCGACGCUGUCGCCUCCGAGGGCAAACUCGUCAUCCACGCCGUCAGUGAGCACGUCGAGCAGGCUGGUGUCCACUCCGGUGACGCCACCCUCGUCCUGCCCCCUGCCAACCUGGACCAGACCACCAUGGACCGCUGCAAGGAGAUCGCCAAGAAGGUCGCUAAGGCCUGGAGCAUCACUGGUCCCUUCAACAUGCAGAUCAUCAAGGCCGACAACCCUGAGGGCGGCGAGCCUGCCCUGAAGGUCAUCGAGUGCAACCUCCGUGCUUCUCGUUCCUUCCCCUUCGUCAGCAAGGUCCUCGGCACCAACUUCAUCGACAUCGCCACCAAGGCCCUCGUCGGCGAGAGCGUCCCUGCACCCACCGACCCCAUGGCCGUCAAGCGCGACUACCUCGCCACCAAGGUGCCCCAGUUCUCCUGGACCCGUCUGGCCGGUGCCGACCCCUUCCUCGGAGUCGAGAUGGCCUCCACCGGUGAGAUUGCUUGCUUCGGCAAGGACCUUGUCGAGGCCUACUGGACCUCCCUGCAGUCCACCAUGAACUUCCGCAUGCCCGAGCCCGGCGAAGGUCUGCUCUUCGGCGGUGAGCUCAACAAGAACUGGCUCACCACCGUCGUCGACUACCUCCAGCCCCUCGGCUACAAGCUGUACGCCGCCGACAACGAGGUCAAGGAGUUCAUCGAGAAGAACGCCAAGGGCAACGUCGCCGUCGAGGUCAUCGAGUUCCCCAAGGAGGACAAGCGCGCCCUGCGUGAGGUCUUCCAGAAGUACGACAUCCGCGGUGUCUUCAACCUGGCCCAGGCCCGUGGCAAGACCAUCAUGGACGUCGACUACGUCAUGCGCCGCAACGCCGUCGACUUUGGCGUUCCCCUGUUCAUGGAGCCCCAGACCGCCAUGCUCUUCGCUCAGUGCAUGAGCGAGAAGCUGCCCCGCAAGGAGGGCAUCCCUUCCGAAGUCCGCCGCUGGUCCGACUUCAUCGGCGGCAAGCCGUUGUAA
Molecule: messenger RNA, 3522 nt
Organism: Colletotrichum karsti
Lineage: Eukaryota; Fungi; Ascomycota; Sordariomycetes; Glomerellales; Glomerellaceae
Product: carbamoyl-phosphate synthase arginine-specific large chain
Exons: 5
Coding region: 1-3522 (1173 amino acids)
Biological process (GO): L-citrulline biosynthetic process; UTP biosynthetic process; 'de novo' pyrimidine nucleobase biosynthetic process
Cellular component (GO): cytosol; cytoplasm
Molecular function (GO): metal ion binding; dihydroorotase activity; ATP binding
Source: RefSeq, a predicted model, not a curated record